AUGGAGUUCACCCUCCUCAACCUUCUCCUAGUGUUGUCCCAGGUCGGGUCGCGACCCGCGACCCGACCCGAAACCCGGGUCGCAGCGACCCGACCCGAGAGGUGGGUCGGGUCGGGUCAGAGACCGGGUGCAUUGACACACCCGACCCGCGACCCGACCCGACCCGGUCCCCCAGGUCGGGUCGGGCAAAAUCCCUCGACCCGACCCACCUCUGACCCGACCCGACCUGCCUCUGACCCGACCCGACCCGACCCGGAACAACACUACCUUCUCCUCUUCCUGCCCGCUGUCGCCCUCUGUCACAAGUUCCUCUAUCGCUCCACACGUCGCUCCCUUCCUCUUCCUCCCGGCCCGCCGAAGAAACCGCUCAUUGGCAACCUACUGGACCUACCGGCUAACCAGCAGUGGCUGACCUUUGCUAAAUGGAGCAAGGAAUACGAUUCUGACAUCAUCCAUGUAUCGGCCCUGGGGACGUCGAUUGUCGUCCUGUCAUCCCCUGAAGCGGUGAAGGAGCUUUUUGAGAAGCGCUCGGCCGUGUAUUCGAGUCGGGUCCAAGCGCCUAUGGUGAACGAGCUCAUGGGCUGGGGUGGAUUUAUUGGAUUCUUGCCCUACGGAGCAAGAUGGCGGAGCCACCGCAAGGCUUUCAUGCAAGCUUUCAAUCCUGAGGUAGUGAAGCAGUUUUAUUCGCAGCAGCGCAACGGCGUGCACAGUCUGCUGCGCCGCAUUCUCGCACAGCCAAAUGACGAUGUCAUCGGGCAGUUCUGGAUAUUUGCCGCGGGAAUUCAGGCCAUACCGGUACUUUACUAAAGAAAAGUGCUCUAGUGACCGGCGAAGCUGUUCUUCAGAAAAGCUUGUAGUCUACAAGUAGCUGAUCUACAGAAGACUACCGGGCCCUCAUGCAGCUUCGGCUAGCGAAAUCCGGCACCCGGUCCCGUUGCUCAUUGCCUUGCCGCCUCCCGCUCCCUCGCAUCAAUUCUCGGGCCCCCGCCCCACGCAUCAAAUCCUGCCACCUCCCUUCCGCAUCAAAUCCCGCUUCCUGUCAAUCCCUCUGCAUCAAUUCGGUUCGCCACUCACUUACAUAAUCAUGCUCGGCAUUGCUGCCCAGGGCCUCCUCCCGAAUCGGUCACCUGCAUCAGUGCAUCAUUCCCGUAGUUACGCAUCAUUCGCUUCCUAUCCCGCCUUGCUGGCUUCGCUUCAUUGAUCCUCCACCCUAGGGUCUGUAGCUUCUUGAGAGAUGUAUUUAUUCCUUAUGGUAGCCUUUUGUGUGUGACAGAUCUGCAUAUGAGAUGACAU
Molecule: messenger RNA, 1293 nt
Organism: Mycena citricolor
Lineage: Eukaryota; Fungi; Basidiomycota; Agaricomycetes; Agaricales; Mycenaceae
Source: the annotation of a GenBank genome assembly